This is a messenger RNA of Apodemus sylvaticus (European woodmouse), 8994 nucleotides long. RefSeq names its product citron rho-interacting serine/threonine kinase (gene Cit). The record is from RefSeq and is a predicted model, not a curated record. Gene Ontology annotation, cellular component: cytoplasm; cytoskeleton. The coding region runs from base 93 to 6464 and encodes 2123 amino acids. Gene Ontology annotation, biological process: peptidyl-threonine phosphorylation; mitotic cytokinesis; actomyosin structure organization. Gene Ontology annotation, molecular function: protein serine/threonine kinase activity; ATP binding. The transcript is spliced from 49 exons. Lineage: Eukaryota; Metazoa; Chordata; Mammalia; Rodentia; Muridae.
GUUUCCUUCAAACGCUGGGGCGGGAGACUCAGGGUGGAGGAGCGGAGCCGGGCGUGUAUAAGCCGGGGGUCUGCGGAGUCGCUGGCAGACAGAUGCUAAAGUUCAAGUAUGGCGUUCGGAACCCGUCGGAGGUCAGUGCCUCGGAGCCCAUUGCCAGCCGCGCCUCCAGGCUAAAUCUCUUCUUCCAGGGGAAACCGCCCCUCAUGACUCAACAGCAGAUGUCUGCUCUUUCCCGGGAAGGGAUGUUAGAUGCCCUCUUCGUUCUCUUCGAAGAGUGCAGCCAGCCCGCCCUGAUGAAGAUGAAGCACGUGAGCAGCUUCGUGCGGAAGUAUUCCGACACCAUAGCCGAGUUACGGGAGCUCCAGCCGUCGGUGAGAGACUUCGAAGUGCGGAGUCUUGUGGGUUGUGGUCACUUCGCUGAAGUGCAGGUGGUUAGAGAGAAGGCAACUGGGGACAUCUAUGCCAUGAAAAUCAUGAGGAAGAAGGCUUUGCUGGCCCAGGAGCAGGUUUCAUUUUUCGAGGAGGAGAGGAACAUAUUAUCUCGGAGCACCAGCCCUUGGAUCCCCCAAUUACAGUACGCCUUUCAGGACAAAAAUAACCUUUACCUGGUCAUGGAAUAUCAGCCUGGAGGGGAUUUGCUGUCACUUCUGAAUAGAUAUGAGGACCAAUUAGAUGAAAACAUGAUUCAGUUUUACCUUGCGGAGCUGAUUUUGGCUGUCCACAGCGUGCACCAGAUGGGAUAUGUGCAUCGAGACAUCAAGCCGGAGAACAUCCUCAUCGACCGCACGGGACACAUCAAGCUGGUGGAUUUUGGAUCAGCCGCUAAAAUGAAUUCAAAUAAGGUGGAUGCCAAGCUCCCCAUUGGGACCCCAGAUUACAUGGCUCCAGAAGUGUUGACCGUGAUGAACGAAGACCGGAGGGGCACCUACGGCCUGGACUGUGACUGGUGGUCUGUCGGAGUGGUUGCUUAUGAGAUGGUUUACGGGAAGACCCCGUUCACAGAGGGAACCUCUGCCCGGACCUUCAACAACAUCAUGAACUUCCAGCGGUUUUUGAAGUUCCCGGAUGACCCCAAAGUUAGCAGCGAGCUCCUUGAUCUGCUUCAGAGUUUGCUGUGUGUCCAGAAAGAGAGACUGAAGUUCGAGGGUCUCUGCUGCCACCCUUUCUUUGCCAGGACCGACUGGAAUAACAUCCGAAACUCUCCUCCCCCCUUCGUUCCCACCCUCAAGUCUGACGAUGACACCUCCAAUUUUGAUGAACCAGAGAAGAAUUCGUGGGUUUCGUCCUCUCCGUGCCAGCUGAGCCCCUCGGGCUUCUCGGGCGAAGAACUGCCGUUUGUGGGGUUUUCAUAUAGCAAGGCACUGGGGUGUCUUGGUAGAUCUGAGUCUGUUGUAUCGGGUCUGGACUCCCCUGCCAAGAUUAGCUCCAUGGAAAAGAAACUCCUCAUCAAAAACAAAGAGCUGCAAGACUCUCAGGACAAGUGUCACAAGAUGGAGCAGGAAAUGACGCGGUUACAUCGCAGAGUGUCAGAGGUGGAGGCUGUGCUUAGUCAGAAGGAGGUGGAGCUGAAGGCCUCUGAGACUCAGAGAUCCCUCCUGGAGCAGGACCUUGCCACCUACAUCACAGAAUGCAGUAGCUUAAAGCGAAGUUUGGAGCAAGCACGGAUGGAGGUGUCCCAGGAAGAUGACAAAGCUCUGCAGCUUCUCCAUGACAUCAGGGAGCAGGGCCGGAAGCUCCAGGAGAUCAAGGAGCAGGAGUACCAGGCUCAGGUGGAGGAGAUGAGGCUGAUGAUGACUCAGCUGGAGGAGGACCUGGUGUCCGCCCGCAGGCGCAGCGAUCUCUACGAGUCCGAGCUGAGAGAGUCUCGGCUCGCCGCCGAGGAAUUCAAGCGGAAGGCAAACGAGUGCCAGCACAAGCUGCUGAAGGUAGUCAGUCACCCUCCGAGAGGGGACCCCGGGGGCACGGCCCCGGAGGACCUGCACCAGACGCAAGGCCACGCGGGCGAGACGAGUGCUAAGGACCAAGGGAAGCCUGAAGUGGGAGAGUAUUCCAAACUGGAGAAGAUCAAUGCUGAGCAGCAGCUGAAGAUCCAGGAACUCCAGGAGAAGCUGGAGAAGGCUGUAAAAGCCAGCACCGAGGCCACAGAGCUCCUGCAGAACAUACGCCAGGCGAAGGAGCGGGCGGAGCGGGAGCUGGAGAAGCUGCACAACCGCGAAGACUCCUCGGAAGGCAUCAGGAAGAAGUUGGUGGAGGCUGAGGAACGCCGCCACUCUCUGGAGAACAAGGUAAAGAGACUAGAGACCAUGGAGCGUAGAGAGAACAGACUGAAGGAUGACAUCCAGACAAAGUCCGAACAGAUCCAGCAGAUGGCUGAUAAAAUUCUGGAGCUGGAGGAGAAACAUCGGGAGGCUCAGGUCUCAGCUCAACACCUAGAAGUACACUUGAAACAGAAGGAGCAGCACUAUGAGGAAAAGAUCAAAGUGUUGGACAAUCAGAUAAAGAAGGACCUGGCGGACAAGGAGAGCCUGGAGACCAUGAUGCAGAGACACGAGGAGGAGGCCCACGAGAAGGGCAAGAUCCUGAGUGAGCAGAAGGCGAUGAUCAACGCCAUGGAUUCCAAGAUCAGAUCCCUGGAGCAGAGGAUUGUGGAGCUGUCGGAAGCCAACAAGCUUGCGGCGAACAGCAGUCUCUUCACUCAGAGGAACAUGAAGGCCCAGGAAGAGAUGAUCUCAGAACUCCGGCAGCAGAAAUUUUACCUGGAGACACAGGCUGGGAAGCUCGAGGCCCAGAACCGAAAGCUGGAAGAGCAACUGGAGAAGAUCAGCCACCAGGAUCACAGUGACAAGAGCCGGCUGCUGGAGCUGGAGACGAGGCUGCGGGAGGUCAGCCUGGAGCAUGAGGAGCAGAAACUGGAGCUGAAGCGGCAGCUCACGGAGCUGCAGCUGUCCCUGCAGGAGCGCGAGUCCCAGCUGACGGCUCUGCAGGCCGCCCGGGCUGCCCUGGAGAGCCAGCUCCGCCAAGCGAAGACGGAGCUGGAGGAAACAACCGCAGAAGCGGAGGAGGAGAUCCAGGCGCUCACGGCACACCGAGAUGAAAUCCAGCGCAAAUUCGAUGCCCUUCGCAACAGCUGCACUGUCAUCACCGACCUGGAGGAGCAGCUGAACCAGCUCACGGAAGACAACGCGGAGCUCAACAACCAAAACUUCUACCUGUCCAAACAACUCGACGAGGCUUCUGGUGCCAAUGACGAGAUUGUGCAGCUGAGGAGCGAGGUGGACCAUCUCCGCCGCGAGAUCACCGAGCGGGAGAUGCAGCUUACCAGCCAGAAGCAAGCACAACUCAGUGCUACUGAUUUGCAGACGAUGGAGGCCCUGAAGACGACGUGCACCAUGCUGGAGGAGCAGGUUAUGGACCUGGAGGCCCUGAACGAUGAGCUGCUGGAGAAGGAGCGACAGUGGGAGGCCUGGAGGAGCGUCCUCGGCGACGAGAAGUCCCAGUUCGAGUGUCGCGUCCGAGAGCUGCAAAGGAUGCUGGACACCGAGAAGCAGAGCAGGGCUAGAGCUGAUCAGCGGAUCACAGAGUCUCGCCAGGUGGUCGAGUUGGCAGUGAAGGAACACAAGGCUGAGAUUCUUGCCCUGCAGCAGGCUCUCAAAGAACAGAAGCUCAAAGCCGAGAGCCUGUCGGACAAGCUCAGCGACCUGGAGAAGAAGCAUGCCAUGCUUGAGAUGAACGCCCGGAGCUUACAGCAGAAACUGGAGACAGAGCGGGAGCUGAAGCAGAGGCUUCUGGAGGAGCAAGCCAAGUUGCAACAGCAGAUGGACCUGCAGAAGAACCACAUCUUCAGACUGACGCAAGGGCUGCAGGAGGCGCUGGACCGGGCGGACCUGCUGAAGACAGAGAGGAGCGACCUGGAGUAUCAGCUGGAGAACAUUCAGGUUCUCUACUCUCAUGAGAAGGUGAAAAUGGAAGGCACUAUUUCUCAACAAACCAAACUCAUUGAUUUUCUGCAAGCCAAAAUGGACCAGCCUGCUAAAAAGAAAAAGGGUUUAUUUAGUCGACGGAAAGAGGACCCUGCUUUGCCCACACAGGUUCCUCUGCAGUACAAUGAGCUGAAGCUAGCCCUGGAAAAGGAGAAAGCGCGCUGCGCGGAGCUGGAGGAAGCCCUUCAGAAGACCCGCAUCGAGCUCCGGUCUGCGCGGGAGGAAGCCGCCCACCGCAAAGCCACAGACCACCCGCACCCGUCUACGCCAGCCACUGCGAGGCAGCAGAUCGCCAUGUCUGCCAUUGUGCGGUCGCCGGAGCACCAGCCCAGUGCCAUGAGCCUGCUUGCCCCACCGUCCAGCCGCAGAAAGGAAUCGUCAACUCCAGAGGAAUUCAGCCGGCGUCUUAAAGAGCGUAUGCACCACAACAUUCCUCACCGAUUUAACGUGGGCCUGAACAUGCGAGCCACUAAGUGCGCUGUGUGUCUGGAUACCGUGCACUUUGGACGCCAGGCAUCCAAAUGUCUUGAAUGUCAAGUGAUGUGUCAUCCCAAGUGCUCCUCCUGCUUGCCCGCCACCUGCGGCCUGCCCGCUGAGUACGCCACACAUUUCACCGAGGCCUUCUGCCGAGACAAGAUGAACUCCCCGGGUCUCCAGAGCAAGGAGCUGGGCAGCAGCCUGCACCUGGAGGGGUGGAUGAAAGUGCCCAGGAAUAACAGACGGGGACAGCAAGGCUGGGACAGGAAGUACAUUGUCCUGGAGGGGUCAAAGGUCCUCAUCUAUGACAAUGAAGCCAGAGAAGCUGGACAGAGGCCUGUGGAAGAAUUUGAGCUGUGCCUUCCCGAUGGGGACGUAUCUAUUCACGGUGCCGUUGGUGCUUCUGAACUUGCAAAUACAGCCAAAGCAGAUGUCCCAUACAUCCUGAAGAUGGAGUCUCACCCACACACCACCUGCUGGCCUGGGAGAACCCUCUACCUGCUAGCACCCAGCUUCCCUGACAAGCAGCGCUGGGUCACCGCCUUAGAAUCUGUCGUCGCAGGUGGGAGAGUUUCUAGGGAAAAGGCAGAAGCCGACGCUGCACGGGACCAUACUUCCUGUGAGCGUCAGCCCGUGUGGGUUGAGAAAUUACUUGGAAACUCUCUGCUGAAACUGGAAGGCGAUGACCGGCUGGACAUGAACUGCACCCUGCCCUUCAGUGACCAGGUGGUGCUGGUGGGCACCGAGGAAGGCCUCUACGCGCUGAAUGUCUUGAAAAACUCCUUAACCCACAUCCCAGGAAUCGGAGCGGUCUUCCAAAUUUACAUCAUCAAGGACCUGGAGAAGUUGCUCAUGAUAGCAGGGGAAGAGCGGGCUCUGUGUCUGGUGGACGUGAAGAAGGUAAAGCAGUCUCUGGCACAGUCGCACCUUCCCGCCCAGCCCGAUGUCUCCCCCAACGUGUUCGAAGCCGUCAAGGGCUGCCACCUGUUCGCUGCUGGCAAGAUCGAGAACAGCCUCUGCAUCUGCGCCGCGACACCAAGCAAAGUCGUCAUCCUCCGCUACAAUGACAACCUCAGCAAGUACUGCAUCCGCAAGGAAAUAGAGACCUCUGAGCCCUGCAGCUGUAUCCACUUCACCAAUUACAGCAUCCUCAUCGGAACCAACAAAUUCUAUGAGAUCGACAUGAAGCAGUACACGCUUGAUGAGUUCCUGGACAAGAACGACCACUCCUUGGCACCUGCCGUGUUCGCCUCCUCGUCCAACAGCUUCCCGGUCUCCAUCGUGCAGGCGAACAGCGCUGGGCAGCGAGAAGAGUACCUGCUGUGCUUCCACGAAUUUGGGGUGUUCGUGGAUUCUUCUGGAAGACGUAGCCGCACAGAUGAUCUCAAGUGGAGUCGCUUACCUCUGGCCUUUGCCUACAGAGAACCUUAUCUGUUUGUGACUCACUUCAACUCACUGGAAGUAAUUGAGAUCCAGGCACGUUCCUCGCUGGGGACCCCUGCCCGAGCAUAUCUGGAAAUCCCAAACCCUCGCUACCUGGGCCCCGCAAUUUCUUCCGGAGCAAUCUACCUGGCCUCCUCAUACCAGGACAAGCUAAGGGUCAUAUGCUGCAAAGGAAAUCUGGUGAAGGAGUCUGGCACUGAGCAGCACCGGGUGCCCUCCACCUCCCGCAGCAGCCCCAACAAACGAGGCCCACCAACAUACAACGAGCACAUCACCAAGCGUGUGGCCUCCAGCCCAGCGCCCCCAGAAGGCCCCAGCCACCCCAGAGAGCCAAGCACACCCCACCGCUACCGAGACAGAGAGGGCCGGACAGAGCUGCGCAGGGACAAGUCUCCAGGCCGCCCUCUGGAGCGGGAGAAGUCCCCAGGCCGGAUGCUCAGCACGAGGAGAGAGCGGUCCCCAGGGAGACUGUUUGAAGACAGCAGCAGGGGCCGGCUGCCUGCGGGAGCCGUGAGGACCCCAUUGUCCCAGGUGAACAAGGUCUGGGACCAGUCUUCAGUGUAAGUCUCAGCCAGAAAAACACCUCCUCAUCUCAGUCUGCAGGAAAACACCGCGCUCUGGGUCUCUACCGCAGGGGAUCCCAGCACCAGUCUGCCCGGCCCGGCCCGGCCCGCCCCGGCCCGCCCCGGCCCACAAUCGGCACGGCUGGGUCCAGACUGUCCUUGGCACGGAUACCCCUAUCUCCAAGGGGUGCAGAUAGCCAAGGCUCUUAGGCGCUGCCAGCGCUCUGUCUCCCUCCCCCCUCAGAGGGUAGGGAGCACCUUCCUGCAGUCUUCGCUGCACUGUUAACUCACUGCAUUCACAGACCUUUGUACUUAGCUCCAGCCUGAACCUGUUCAUCAAAAGGAAACCAACCCGGACUCGAACGUGGCUGGAAGUCUACUGCUACUCUAAGAUCCUCUAAGAUCCUCGGGUUGGUUGGUUUUUUUCCCCCCUUUGGUUUUUGAUUUCUUUUUCCUCCUCCUCCUCUUCUUCUUCCUCUUUUUUUUUUUUUAAAGACAACAGAAUUCUUAGUAGACUUGGAUAGCGAUGUAUUUCCUGUUGUAGUGGUUUUUAGCUAGAUCACACCAUCAGGUCUUUGCCACUGAAACGUAGCCUAGAAGAGUCCCCACCCCCGCCCUGCCGGUCGGCUAACCUCCUGUGUUCAUGUAGCGUCAGUCAUUCUUGUCCCAGUCCAUUCUCAUAGAUAGCCCUGUCUUACCCAGGGUGGCAUUGUAGCCAGAUGUUUACCGUCCUCUUAUGGCCUUGACAACCUCCCCUCCCACCAGCCGAGAAUGUAUGGAUGGUCAGUUGGCCUCGGCUCCGAGGUCGUGACCUGGGGCUAAGGGACCUGGAGCCCUCCUCCCCUGCCCCUCAGCCUCAUCUCCCCAGCCUGCUUCCCCAGCUUGUGGCAUAGCUUUGGCCAGGAAAGAGCGCGCUUGCAAUAGACUAACUCAAAGCCCAGCAUUCAUAGGCCUUAGGGUUGGGCCUGGGGCCAGGGCACCGCCUCCUGUCCGAGGGUCACUCCUCUGGAACGCUGAACGCGGAGGAGACCAGACUGGGAGCUCUGCAUGGCGGAUUUCUGCAUGUGCUGCCCCCCGACCUGCCUGACUCUUCCCUGGGUUGCUCUGCUGAUACACUGCUGCCAUCCCAUAACCCACCAAAUCAAGACCCUCCCGGUGACUUGUCAACAAACCGGCCACAACAGGCUGCAAUCUGUAGCACUGAACAAGCAAACAAAAACAAAACAAAACAAACAAAAAUACGCUCAAGCCUUACGACCAGAGAAGGAUUUCAGCAAACCACACUCCUCCCGCUGUUUCCCUCCCGCCUUCCAGUUCCCUGCUGACUUCAAGGUUGACUGUGUGCUCACACAAAACCCAGCACGGUUCUACCCCAUGAAACUGUGACUUCCCAGAUGAGCCUUUCCCUAGGGCUGGACCUAAGGCCAGGACACUGGAGAGAAGCCGCAGCUCAAAGCUCCCAGCCCCGCGGGGCUGGCGAGUUCCCCUUAGGUGCAGUGCGGCUCACCCCAUCUCUCUGCCCUCCUUAGAGCGCAGAAUUCCUGGCAACCGGAUAGAACCAACCAAUGUAGAGGCUUUGCAGUUGGCAAGCUAACUAGCGGCCUUAUCUUUGCCUUUAAUCUCCCACAAGGCCUCUCCUACUUUGGAUUCUCCUCGACUCUUAGGCGUGCCUCCACAACUAAGGCACACCCUAGGUAGGCUGAAAGGUAGACCAGUCCCCACCACAGCAGGUGACCGUGUCUGUGUUUUCAGUCCACGCUCCCGCAGUCUACGUCACUUCCCAGAUUGCAUCCUGGCCUAAACGCCAUCUCCUUCCUGCUCGUCUCUGACCUAAGUGCUUUCUCGUUUGAAACGCCUGUGACCCUUCACAUCCUGUGCCCUGCCGUUGUGUUGCUUGGAGUCUUUGGGGACGUGUUCCCUAUCCCCCCGUCCCCCCCUCCCAGGGCAGAUCUGACUGGCUGUUUGCUGAAGUUUUUUGUCUCUUGGUCCACGAGUAUUUGGAAUGGUCACUGAUAACUGGUUUUCAGUCUUGGCAUCUCAUUUAGGACCUCCAUGAGAAAUGGGCGCCUUGAGCCCUGACCGUGUAUAUUGCGUGUCUCAUCUGUGAAGUGCUUCCUGCUACAUAGAGCUAGCUCAACAGACUGUACAUAUUUACAAGAAACUUUAUAUUCGUAAAAAAAAAAAAAAAGGAAAUUGAAUUGGUUUCUACUUUUUUAUUGUAAAAGGUGCAUUUUUCAACACUUUUGUUUUCAACGGUGGUAGCUGUGGCCAGCCGUCUCCGCCUGAGUGGGGAACUCUCUGUAUGACCACCGAGACGCCAGCAGGAAAUAAUCGUAACCCGAAAUCGCAGUCAAAAGCUUAUAUUAGCAUCAAUAAGAUUCUAGGUCUCCAAAAACACAGGCUUUUUCUUCAUUACCUUUUUUAUUAAGAACGAGGAGAAGACACGGAUGGACGCUUCCAGACCUACCCGAGAGAGGGCUGACUGUUGUCGAACGAUAGUGAAAUAAAGCAGUGGUCUCAGAAAGCAUUCA